AUGAUAGGUUGGUGCCCAAUAGCAUUUACUGUUGAUAUUGUGCAAGUGAGUAGCCAGUUCAUUCACUGUUUUGUCAAGCCUAGAAGUAGUGAUGGGUUUGGUUGUACUUUUGUAUAUGGGUUAAAUGAUCCAAGUAGUAGGAAUGAGUUGUGGAGUGGGAUGAGAAACAUUGCUAUGCAUAGGAGGGCUCCUUGGGUUCUAAUGGGGGAUUUUGAUGCCAUUAGUGAGGUGGAAGACAGAAUUGGUUCUACUGUUAGGAUCUCAGAGGUGGCUCCUAUGAGAGAAUGCCUGAUGUUCUGCAAUUUAGUGGAUGUGAAGGCCUCGGGCAGAGUGGUGGCCACUCAAGAUUGGCUUGAUAAGUUUGAAUUAGCUGAAGCUUCUUUUUUGCUAGAGGGCAAUUAUGAUCAUACAGCAGUACUGUUGUGUGCAUACCCGGAGGAAAGCCAGAAGAGACCAUUUAGGUUCCACAAUAUGUGGUGCAACCAUCAAUCCCUUGUGACAACUGUGAGACAAGCUUGGGAUACCUCUGUACAUGGUUGUGCUAUGUAUAGAGUUUGUGUAAAGCUCAAAAGGGUCAAAGAAGCCUUGAGAUUGUUGAAUAAAGAGGGGUUUGGUGAUGUGGAAGCAGUCGUGAUUAAAGCUAAGGCUGAGUUACAGGUAGCUCAGAGCUUGCUACACAGAUUCCCUGAGGAUAUUGAAUAUGGUGAGAAGGAGAAGGAGGCCCAAAGUGACUUGAAUUGGGCUAAGAAGAAUCAACAUGCUUUGCUACAACAGCAAGCCCAACUUACCUGGUUGUGUUGUGGUGAUGAGAAUUCAAUGCAAGGAACAGAGCCCGCAAGUGCUCCCAACACUCCUAGAAAAGGGAAAAAGCUUACCGAAGAUCAUUUACAAAUCCUUAACCGUGAAUUUACAAGAGAGGAUGUGCGAAGGGUAAUAUUUAGCAUCCCUGAUGAGAAGGCCCUUGGAGAAGAUGGUUUUAAUAGUAAAUAUUUCAAGCAUUGUUGGGAGGUUGUUGGUGAUGACACUACAGAAGCUAUCCUAGAAUUCUUUAGGACAGUGCAACUCCUUAAGGUCAUAAAUGUGACGACUCUAACCAUGGAUCCAAAGGUUAAAUGCCAUGAGAAUGUAUCAGAAUUACGACCUAUAGCUUGUUGCACAAUCUUGUCAAUCUAUACUCUACUUCAAGGUGUCCAGAUGUUCUUUAAUGCAUCUGGGUUAGAGGUGAAUAAAAACAAGUAUGAAGUUUAUUAUGCUAAGGUGCAUGAAACUGAUAUACAAAGGGUAACUGAUGUUAGUGGGUUUUCUCCUGGUGUUCUGCCUUUCAAAUACCUGGGGGUAACAAUUUCCUCCCUUAAAAUGAAGCAUAGAGAUUGUCAUGAGCUGGUGAAUAAAAUGGUGGGGAGAAUUCGUGCUUGGAGUUCUAGGAACUUGUCUUUUGCUGCUCGAAGCCAAUUGUUUAAUAGUGUUCUAAUGAGCACCCAUGUCUAUUGGGGGUAA
Molecule: messenger RNA, 1497 nt
Organism: Beta vulgaris subsp. vulgaris (sugar beet)
Lineage: Eukaryota; Viridiplantae; Streptophyta; Magnoliopsida; Caryophyllales; Amaranthaceae
Exons: 4
Coding region: 1-1497 (498 amino acids)
Source: RefSeq, a predicted model, not a curated record